AGUUGAAUGAUUCUGAUCAAAAAUGCGAAAAACUACAAGUGUGUAAUAAUAUUACGAUUAUUAUAAUUCUAAAAUUCAGAUACCAAAAUGGGUAAAAUAUCCACACCAAGUAAAACCAAUCACAAGUCAAUCUCAGAAAUGAGAAAAAUUGAUAAAGCAUUAUUAAAGCUUUCAAAAAUAUUGUCAAAAUUGGGAAAACUCGUAUUAAUUGUGUUAUCAUUUUUUGGAUAUGUUUUUAUUCUAAUUCCAUUCUUCAUUGUGUUAAUGUCACCCCUUUACAUGUAUCGAUUCGUUGUAAUUUUUCUUGCAAAAGUGUUUCGAUCCGAUUUGGUCCGUAUUGUGUGCACAAGGGACGGAGUGGUGGGUUUGGACGAUGUGACAAAAAAGUGUCAAUGUGUUCUCAAUAUUAUGCUCACCUACAGAGGUGAACCUGACAUGGAGAAAAUUCGAAAUAUAAUCCAAACUAAUGUUAUAGAUGUGAUUGAUAAAGAUGGAAAAAGUGUUUAUGAAAAGUUCACCCAAUACUACGAACCAUGGUUAGGAUACUCUUUUUGGAAAAAUGAAGACAAGUUUAAUAUAAAAAAUCACAUCAGAUUGUGCGAAGAAGCUGAAAUUAUAUUGGCCGGAAAUAAUAAUAAUAAUAACAAUAAUAAUAAUAAUGAGAGUGAGAAGAAAUUCAUAACGGAAGAAGAGCUCUUGAAAAUAAUGGGUCCAAUAAGUACGAGGCAUUUUCCACAGGGAAUUUCACCUUGGGAAAUUUUAAUAGUACGAAAUUUUAUUCCAUCUCAAGGGAAAAUACACUCCGAUUUUGAACCAAAUAUUAAAAUAGAUGGCGGAGACGAGAAGGACAAAUUUGCAAUGAUAUUUCGGGUGCAUCAUGCUCUGAGUGAUGGGUAUUCAAUAAUGAAAUUAUUUUUAACACGGGUGUGCAAUGUGGACCCAAACGAUGUGAUACAGCCAUUUGUUCCGAAAAUGAGCAUGAUUGACACUGUUAAAAUGUAUUUAGGCAUAAUUUUGCUAUCUCCGUAUUAUCAUUUGAAACAGUUUGUUAUCGAUGUGGACAGAAACUUUUGGCAUGUAAGAGAAAAGCAAUUAACGAAAGAUUGGUACACAAUCAGAUCAGAAAAGGUGGCCAUGAGUGACCUGAGGAAAUUAGCAAAAUUUCAAAAUGUAACUACGACUGCUGUCCUUUUGGCUGGGUUUGGAAGUGGAAUAAAGACUUUUCUCACUGAAACUGGUCAAGGGGGUAGAAUACCUUCCGUUAUGAGAGCGUUGGCUCCCAUGCCAUGGAAAAAUCAUCCAAUGCAUGGAUUGGUUAAUCAUUGGACUCUGGGUUUAGUGGUACUUCCGGUCGGAGCGGUUAAUAAAUUCAGAGUUGCAGAAAAAUCAAUCCAACUACUGAAAAGAUCGCCAAUCCUGUUUACUAAUUUUGGGACUGUUCCAUUGCUUAUGGGACCACCAAGUUGGUUAACUGAUAUUUGGGCCACCAACUGGAUGACCACGAUGAUCCUGUCAAAUUUCCCUGGACCCAAAUUUCCUAUGAAAAGCUUUGGAAAUAACUACGUGGAGGACGUGACUUUUUGGCUGCCACAAAUGAGGGGGAGUUCUAGCGCUGGAGUUAGUUUCGUCAGCUAUAAUGGUGGCAUGAGGAUAGCUGCGACUUUGGACAAGAAAAUUGUUCCAACUCAAAAACAGACAGAACUGCUCUCCCACUGUAUCAAUCAAGAACUUCGGAAUUUAAUGGAUGUUGCUCUUUCAGGGGAAAAUGUGGUUUAGUUAAGAAAUACAUAUUGUUCUUGUGUGUGCAUUAUUGUUUUAUUAGAUAUGUAUGUAUGCAUUUACUUAAUUUAGAGUACUAUUUACGUACCUGUAUUAAUUACUAUACAUUAUUUGUCGUCCUUUCCAUCAGAUCAUAGUCAAUAGUAUCAGCAAUAUAGUUAUCAAUCAAAAUGUGCAUUACAGUGAUUAUAGUUUCAAUAACUGGUUUUAAUAUUUUUUUAUAAAUAUUUUAUUACGCUCUUUUGGUGGCAUAAAA
Molecule: messenger RNA, 2035 nt
Organism: Folsomia candida
Lineage: Eukaryota; Metazoa; Arthropoda; Collembola; Entomobryomorpha; Isotomidae
Exons: 3
Coding region: 88-1776 (562 amino acids)
Biological process (GO): triglyceride biosynthetic process
Cellular component (GO): plasma membrane
Molecular function (GO): long-chain-alcohol O-fatty-acyltransferase activity; diacylglycerol O-acyltransferase activity
Source: RefSeq, a predicted model, not a curated record